UCCUCGCUACGCCAGCUGCUGAUGAGCGAGCAGCGGCCGGCAGCGGCGCUCUCGCUGGCAGAUGUCGUGGGAGAGCUGAGCUGGCUCAACUUGAUACGCGCCCUGGACCAGCCGGAGAGGCUGCUCCACUUCCGCUGGCGCCCCGCCUCCGGCGGCGUCAAGAUUUCGACGCGGCCCGUGGCGGACCCGAAGAACCCGGACCACGUGAUCGCCGGCGUCACGCUCGCGCACGACGACUGUGACCUGCAGCCGGUGGUGCUGGUGACGCGUGCUGAGCGCCGCGCCGCGGACCGAGUCAGGCGACCGCACCCGCCAGGCCAGCGCGCCAACUCGCGUGCCAAGCGAACCGCCACAUUUGCGAAGCGCCACGACUCGUCUGCGAAGCGCACUGACGCUCUUGUGGCGAGGCCCGGCGCACCCGUGGAAGCAGCGAUGGGGCGCGGCGAGCGCAUCAGGAUUCCUUCUGAAAAGGCCGUCAUUAACGUCGAACGAGUUAGAAUAACUAGCGGGCGCUCAGACUCGUCUUUGAACCUCACGGAUACUUCUGCGGUAUCCGUGUCUUGCCCUGACGGUGGGCGGCCGGGCAGACCGAGGAGGCGCAGGAACGGGCAUGACCGCGGCACCCGGGAUCGAGAGCGUGACGGGCACCGGGAGAUCGAGAGGGACCGAUCGAGCAAGAGGGACCGGCAGGUCGAGAGGGACCGAUCGAGCAAGAGGCACCGACCGAGCAAGAGGGACCGAUCGAGCAAGAGGGACCGGCAGGUCGAGAGGGACCGACCGAGCAGGAGGGACGGGCAGAUCGAGCAGGACUUGCAAAGGGAGCGGGAUCGACAGUUCCGUCGGGCCGAGAGGGUUGCCUGGCAGCAGCGGGACGGCGGAGACUGCCAGAUCCGGCGGGACCAGCAGACCUCGACGGAGCGCAUAGACCGACGGCGGAGCAGAGUCACCAGAUUCUGCAGUCAGUGGGACACCGUAUUGCAUCACUUCCGCCAGGGCGGCCAGGAGCAGACCGGUCGGCCGCGCCGUUCGCUGAUGGAGCGCAGCUACCUGACUCGCCGCACCGUUCGGCCCGAGGCGCUGAUUACCGAAGUGCCCGCGGCAACACGUCCCCGCUCCCGGCGCCCGGUGUGACCGCCGGCUGACGCCCGUCUGCCCGCCAGUGACGGACGUCUGCCCGCCGGCUUUCGCGUCCCGCCACAUUGGCCUCCGGAACGUGGCGAGGUCGGUGAUGCACCGCCGUCGGACUGUCUCAGACCUGAAGGUGGAGGACCGGGCAGGAGACUCGACCCCGGCGGCGCGUGCGGCGAGGGACACUAAAGACACCGUGCAUGUUCUGACGGAAGACUCGGUGCGAAGCGACGACAACC
Molecule: messenger RNA, 1367 nt
Organism: Pollicipes pollicipes
Lineage: Eukaryota; Metazoa; Arthropoda; Thecostraca; Pollicipedomorpha; Pollicipedidae
Product: zinc finger CCCH domain-containing protein 13
Exons: 4
Coding region: 22-1131 (369 amino acids)
Source: RefSeq, a predicted model, not a curated record